Molecule: messenger RNA, 2252 nt
Organism: Bombus pyrosoma
Lineage: Eukaryota; Metazoa; Arthropoda; Insecta; Hymenoptera; Apidae
Gene: hgo
Product: homogentisate 1,2-dioxygenase
Exons: 10
Coding region: 225-2069 (614 amino acids)
Biological process (GO): L-phenylalanine catabolic process
Cellular component (GO): cytoplasm
Molecular function (GO): homogentisate 1,2-dioxygenase activity
Source: RefSeq, a predicted model, not a curated record
AAUACUCGUUCGACCUUUGAUUCGUUUCAAUUCGAUUCGAAAGUUCCAAGUUCGAUUCGGAUGAACGCGCGUGUCAUCGUGUGUAGCGGAUAAAUCGCGACUUUAGCGAACUGUAUUCUUUGAACGAGCGUUAAUCCGAAGAUGCUCUUGAGAUACUCGGACGGCUUGAGCAGAGUGUUGGAGUCCGCGUUGGCGAACUUGGGCGGUAUGAACGGUAGCACCAUAUGUUUAUUGACCAGAUGGGACGUUUGGUUCGUCUUAAUUUCCUCGGUGUCCGCCGGUGGACUGGCAGGAGGCACUUCCGGCUGCUGAUGCUCGCCGCAGGAUACGUCGGACUUGUUGAUCGCUGUUCCGAAACAGAAACGAGGUGGGGGAAACGAAUCGUAGUACGCGUCGGACAAGUGAAAUCUAGAGGAUCGAGCGAGACGAAUCGAGGAUCGAAGAAACGAAGUUAUCGACAGCUCGAGAGAGCUAUAUCUUCUAGCUUACCUGCAGAUGCAAGGUUUGCUCCGUUCUCGGUUCUUCCAUUCCGGUUCGUUUCACCGGAGACGUCUCUUUUCUCGUCCCUGGUUAUAGGUUCCGCGUUUUGCUUGGCGUUCACCACGAGCACCACGACGUCUUCCUUCUCCGGUAGUGGGGGCGGUGGUGGUGGAGGCGGUGGCUUGGCGAAGCUGAGAAAGACGCGCGAUGCAGGGAAAGAAGAAGAAGAAGAAGAAGAAGAAGGAAGAGACGAAGAAGAAGAAGAAGAAGAAGAAAACGAAGAAGAAUAUCUGACAGGAUUCGGCAACGAAUUCUCCAGCGAGGACGAACGUUGCCCCGGUGCCCUACCGAUCGGUCAGAACAAUCCUCAACGAUGUCCGUACGGUCUGUACGCGGAACAGCUGUCCGGCACGUCGUUUACCGCUCCUCGCUCUCGAAACAGACGCUCGUGGUUGUAUCGAAUCAAGCCGUCGGUCGUCCAUAAACCCUUCACACCGGUUGACAGCGCUCCUCGUCUCGACUACAGAUGGGACGCUGUAAAUCCAACGCCGAAUCAGCUACGAUGGAAACCCUUUGACGUGCCGACCAGACAAGCCGCGGAGAUAGAUUUCGUGGAAGGUUUGCACACGCUAUGCGGCGCGGGAGACGCUCGCGUUCGUCAAGGUAUUGCGAUCCACGUGUAUCUCUGCAAUGCCUCCAUGAAGAACAAGGCCUUCUACAAUUCCGACGGAGAUCUUCUCAUUGUGCCGCAGCUAGGCGCGUUACUGAUAACCACGGAGUUUGGCAAGAUCCAUUGUGAGCCGAACGAGAUAUGCGUGAUCCAGCAAGGUAUGCGGUUCAACGUUGCUGUGUUUGGUCCAUCUCGAGGAUACAUCUUAGAGGUGUACGACGAUCACUUUCAAUUGCCCGAAUUGGGACCGAUAGGAGCGAAUGGUCUGGCGAACCCACGGGAUUUUCAAACGCCGGUAGCGUGGUACGAGGAUCGUGAAAUCGAUUACGAGAUCGUGUGCAAGUAUCACGGUAAGCUGUUCGUAGCCGAGCAAGACCACAGUCCGUUCGACGUGGUAGCUUGGCAUGGAAAUUACGUUCCGUUCAAAUACGACCUCGACAAAUUCAUGGUCGUUAAUACGGUUUCUUUCGAUCAUUGUGAUCCUUCGAUCUUCACGGUCCUGACGUGUCCCUCCGGGAAGAUCGGUACAGCAGCAGCCGAUUUUGUAAUAUUCCCACCUCGAUGGUCCGUGCAGGAGCACACUUUUCGGCCUCCUUAUUAUCAUCGAAAUUGUAUGAGCGAAUUCAUGGGCCUGAUAAAGGGACGAUACGAAGCUAAGGACGAAAGUUUCCAUCCAGGCGGAGCGUCGUUGCAUUCCAUUAUGACGCCACAUGGACCGGAUUCGUCUUGUUUCGAAACUGCUUCAAACAGCAAGUUGAAACCUGAACGCGUCGCCGAUGGAACACAAGCUUUCAUGUUUGAAACGUCGUAUAGUUUGGCGAUAACCGAAUGGGCUGCAAAUCUUUCCAACAAACUGGACAACGAUUAUUACAAAUGCUGGCAAUCUCUUAAAAAGCAUUUCGUUUCGAAUGCUUCUUAAUACAUUUUUACAUUUUGCAUUUUUAUAUUUUGUAGAAAAGAUAGAAGUGAUAAGGGUACACGAUUAUAAAUAAUUAUAGGAGUACAUGAUUUGACUUCUGUUUUGUAAUAAUACUCUUUCUGUAAUAGUAAUGUACUAGAAUGAAUAGUAAUGUAAUAGAAUGUACUAGUUCUGUAAUAGUAA